ACUUCCGGUUUGUAACCGGCGUGUUUUUUAAAUGCGAGAUGAUCCAGCUGAACACAAACAUAAAGUAAUAACUACUGUGUGGACGUUUGAGAAACCGAGACAAUAUUAGUAUUAUACUGAUUUAACAAGGUGCACAUAAGUAUACUCUGUGAUAAUGGAUUCUCCUCCUACGAAAGACCAUAAAAGUCCCUCUCCUGACUCCCCGCUGCCCUCCAUCUCGGAGCGUCUGGCGUAUCUCCGUCCGUCCCGUGAGCUGCUGGACUUCUACAGGCAGAAAGUGUCUCAAUUUGAUGGAGAACACGAGGAGCUGCUGCAGAAGCUGGAGGAGCACAGGAGCAGCACUGAGGAGCAGCACAAGUUGCAGUGGGAGAUUCGCCAGCGUGAGGAGGAGAUCGCGGAGCUCCAAAACGCUCUCAGCGACAUGCAGAUUUACCUGUUCCAGGAGAGGGAGCAGGCGCUCAGACUCUAUGCAGAGAACGACCGGCUCAAGAUCAGAGAGCUGGAGGACCGCAAGAAGAUCCAGCAUCUGUUAGCGCUGGUGGGACCAGAUCCAGGAGAGAUCACAUACUUCCACCGCGAGCCUCCACACAAGGUCACAGUUCCUCAGAAGAAGAUCCAGCCGAGAUCACAUGAGGAACUGAAGAUGGUGAAACCCAGGCCUGUGUCUGCUAAAGGAAACAAGAAAUCCUCCAAACAUGGAGAAAACAGCACAGAUGCAGAGCAGCAGAAGAGAGACAACCAGACAUUACUGCUACAGGUGGAGGCUCUGCAGGCUCAGAUGGAGGAACAGGCUCGUCUGGCUAAAGAGCAGGUGGAGGCGCUGAUGGAGGAGCGACGCAUUCACCUGGAGGAGAGACAGAUUCAGCAGCAGAGAGACUCUGACAGAAUCACAGCCCUCACAGACAAACUGCAGCGCACACAGAGCCUGCUGAUGGAGAGCACCAGAGACUUCCUGCAGCUGAAGUUUGAGAGUCGCGCGCAGGAGAAGAGCUGGAUGAUGGAGAAGGAGCGUCUGCUGCGGCGGCUGGACUGCAGCGAGGAGCGAGAGGAGAGAGCGCCGUCAGCAGAGCUCCAGAUCAUCCAGCAGAGUCCAGCAGACAGCGGAGCCACACACCGACAGCACAUCAGGGCUUUGCAGGAGGAGCUGAAACAGGCUCACAAACUGGCCGAUAUGUACCGAGAUCAGUGUGUGAGUCUGGAGACGGAGCUGUCCCAGAUCAGAGAGGAGGGUGACGUGGGCCGAGAGAUCUUUAAAGAGCGCUCGGAUAAGAUGGCCAAACGUCUUCAGCUCAUGACUCGACGUUACGAAGCUCUGGAGAAACGACGAGUGAUGGAGGUCGAGGGAUUCAAGACCGAUAUCAGACUCCUGCGGCAGAAAGUCAAAGAUGUGGAGAAAAUUCUCUUCAAACUGACGCUCGGUGGGAGCCCAAAGCAAGACCUGGCCAUCCUCCGUGAGGUUCGACAGACCAACAGACGCACAGAGAAGGUUCAGGAUCAGCUGAAGAACCUGAAGACCAAAAUCUGCAAACUGGAGAACGAGCUGCAGUUCUGCUGAGGAGUCAUCAUGUAGAAAACAUUCAAUGUGGACGAGAAUCUCCACCCAUUUCUGUGUUUUAUGGUUGAUCUAUGAAGAACUUUUCACACAAUGAAGGAAUGAAUGGAUGAGUGCAUGAAGCCGGACGUCACACAGCUGUUUAUUUGUGCCAUUGCUAUUUUUGAUAAAUAAAGCUUGAUUUUUAUUACUUUUUUGCA
This is a messenger RNA of Danio rerio (zebrafish), 1752 nucleotides long. NCBI's taxonomy places the organism in Eukaryota, Metazoa, Chordata, Actinopteri, Cypriniformes, Danionidae. The record is from RefSeq and is a predicted model, not a curated record.